ACUGCUUUGCUGACAGCUCUAGCACCAUGAGCAGCAGUUUGGCCUUGUACCGUGGCAUCUACACUGAAGAACAUUUCCAGCAGGUCUAUGGAGUGGCUGCCACUCCAGAGCCAGAGGGCAGCUUGGCAGAGAUGCUGAAGGGCAAGCUGAGCCGGGGAUGUCGAUGCUCCCGGGCUGCUGCCUGGCACUUGUUCCAGAGGAGGCUUCCGAUUGCCAGCUGGCUGCCCAAGUACCAGCCUAAGAAGUGGCUCCCGGGGGACCUGGUGGCAGGGCUGACUGUGGGCAUUGUACACAUCCCACAAGGAAUGGCCUUUGCUCUCUUAACCUCAGUAGCACCAGUUUAUGGACUCUACACCUCGUUCUUCCCUGCUUUGCUAUACAUGCUUUUUGGUACUGGACGUCAUGUCUCCACAGGUACCUUUGCUGUGGUCAGCCUAAUGACUGGUUCAGUGGUGGAGCGUUUGGUUCCUGUGUCCCUGUCAUCCAAUGGCACAGUCCCUAAUGAAGAAGCUUUGUUGGAGGGGCAACGCAUUGGGGUGGCUGCAGCCAUGGCUUUCCUUGUAGGACUCCUCAUGAUUGUGAUGUUUACGCUUCGCCUGGGUUUCCUCUCCACCUACCUCUCAGAACCUGUGGUCAAGGCAUUUACCAGCGGUGCUGCUUUGCAUGUAGUGGUGUCUCAGCUCCAGAGCCUGCUAGGACUGCCUCUGCCACGACCUGAUGGCUGCUUUGCCAUCUUCCAGACGCUGGCAUCUGUUGUGGAAGCCUUGCCUUUAACCAACAUUGCUGAAUUACUUAUCUCUGGUCUCUGCUUGGCUGUGCUGGUGCCUAUAAAAGAGAUCAACAACCGCUUCCGUAGCCGGAUGUGGGUCCCCAUCCCAGGAGAAAUCAUCAUGGUACUGCUGGCCACUGGGAUCUGCUUCGCUUCCUCCCUAAAUACUCAUUAUAAGGUGCAGAUUGUUGGACACCUCCCAGCAGGGUUCCCACAGCCCCAGCUCCCAGCCCUGCAUCUGCUGCCCCAAGUGCUGGGUGACACGGUGGCCCUCACUUUCGUGGCCUAUGCCAUCUCAGUGUCCCUGGCCAUGAUCUACGCUGAGAAGCACCACUAUAUCAUUGACCCCAAUCAGGAACUCCUGGCUCAUGGACUUUCAAACGUGGUCUCCUCCCUAUUCACCUGUUUCCCCAGUUCGGCCACACUGGCUACAACCAACAUCUUGGAAAGUGCUGGUGGACACACGCAGCUUUCCGGUCUUUUUACUAGUGCUAUUGUCCUGAUUGUCUUGAUGUGGAUUGGCCCACUUUUCUACUACUUGCCCAAGUGCGUCCUGGCUUGCAUUAAUGUCACUAGUCUUCGGCAGAUGUUUCUGCAAUUCCAGGAUCUACCUGAGCUCUGGAGGAUCAGCCGCAUUGACUUUGCUAUCUGGGUAGUCACGUGGCUCUCUGUGGUUGUACUCAGUGUGGACCUCGGCUUGGCAGUGGGGAUUAUAUUCUCCAUGAUGACUGUAGUUUGCCGCACGCAGAGGGCUGAAUGCUCAGUGCUGGGCAGGGCAGCUGACACAGAGAUCUAUAAGCCUGUCAAGUACAACAGCAAGUGCUUCGAGGUCCCAGGUGUCAAGAUUUUAAGCUACCAAGCCCCCAUUUAUUAUGGCAAUCGCAGUUUCUUUCGUGAUACUCUGAGUCAACUUGUGGGACUGGAAGACAUCAUGAAGCAGCACAAGGACCAAGAUCUAGACAAUAGGAUUAAGAUGGACAUCAGCACUGUGGAGAGCAGUGUCUCUGUUUUGGAGCAAAAGCAAAACUCAGGCAUAGCAGUACAGGCUGUGAUUCUUGACUGCAGUGGAGUGUCUUUUGUUGAUUCAGCUGGAGCCCGGCUCCUUAUUCAGGUGUGUGUAGAAUGCCAGAAAGCUGGGGUGCAGAUGCAUUUGGCAGCCUGUAAUGCCAACAUUCUACAGACUUUGAGCUUUUGUGGCCUGAUGCAUCACCUUCCCCCACAGCAGAUUUUUGUCACAGUCCACGAUGCUGCUUCCUAUCUCCAGCAGACAAUGGAAAAUGUGGAACAGAAGGAUCCAACCAUCUGGGUGUAACCAUUUCUGGAUCAAGGAGUGUAUCAACCAACCUGUGCAUACCAGGAUAUGGACUAUCUGAAAUUACAAAGACAUGUUAAAGGCAGCUGGCUGCCAUGAAAA
Messenger RNA from Anolis sagrei ordinatus, 2183 nucleotides. RefSeq names its product solute carrier family 26 member 10-like. Gene Ontology annotation, biological process: transmembrane transport. NCBI's taxonomy places the organism in Eukaryota, Metazoa, Chordata, Lepidosauria, Squamata, Anolidae. Gene Ontology annotation, molecular function: bicarbonate transmembrane transporter activity; chloride transmembrane transporter activity; sulfate transmembrane transporter activity. The record is from RefSeq and is a predicted model, not a curated record. Gene Ontology annotation, cellular component: plasma membrane.